Molecule: messenger RNA, 586 nt
Organism: Caenorhabditis sp. 36 PRJEB53466
Lineage: Eukaryota; Metazoa; Nematoda; Chromadorea; Rhabditida; Rhabditidae
Source: the annotation of a GenBank genome assembly
AUGUCCUCUUCAUCGGAAUCUAGAGGCAAGGACGUCGAGGCUGGAAAUGAAGGCGGAGCUCCAGCGGCCGGAAACUCAACCUACGGAUCGAAACGCAUGCAAAUGGCACAGGCGCAAGUCAGCGAAGUCAUCGACGUUAUGCAUGUAAGUCUAUAGAUUUGCUUGGCUCUUAACAGACGAAUCCGAAGCGACUGCAUGAGGAAAAGUUUGCCAUUUCCGCAAACUAGCAAGCAUUAGUUGUCGUGACGGUAAGAGAAAAAGGGUAGGAUGCUAAGAAGUUCAAGUUGCGCGGAAAAAAGUGAACACAACUAUUGUAGCGUUCGAUUUCAGAACAACGUCAACAAGGUGAUGGAGCGCGAGUCUCAGCUCAACUCUUUGGACCAUCGUGCGGAGGUUCUCCAGCACGGAGCGUCCCUGUUCCAGCAAUCGUCACGCACUCUGCGCCAAAAGUAUUGGUGGCAGAACGCGCGGGUAAGACGGAUCGUCAGCGAAUUAGUCUCGAUCCAACUUGUUUCAGAUGAUGAUGAUCAUCGGACUCAUCUGCUUCCUCAUCAUCGGAAUCUUCCUCAUCUGGCUCUUCAACUAA